AUGAAGGUUGACAGGGAGGAAGAAGAGGCAAACGCCAGUCUCAUGGCGCAGGAGGCGGUGGCAGAUACUAGCCUUGUAACACAGGGAGAGGAGAACACCGGCCACAUUGUACUGAGAGGGGAAGAGGAGGAAACAACGGAGAAAGAGGGGUGUUCCUGCAUUGCGAAGGAAAAAGAGGCCGGAGGGGAAUCGGGCAAUCCCCCGAAUACCAACAAUGCAGGAAAGGGAGAAAGCACAGCCCAGGCAGAGACCAAGGAGCAGCUCGACUGCGCAGUACCAUCUACAGCCCAGAUGGAGGUCGAGGAGGUAGUGGAGGGAUCAUCAACGGCGAGCGCAGCACUCCCGCCCAGGAAAAGGAAGAAGGAGGAAUCCACAUCCCCAGGAGAAGAAAAGCGGGAAGGACACAGGUCGGAGGAAGAGGAGAUCCGGCCAGGACCUAUGAGCCGAAAGAUGAAGGUGACCGCCAGACCGCAGAUUAUCUCUGACGAAUCUGAUCUGGAGAUGAUCGAGCCGAAGAGAACCACCAGAGCAGGGAAAGUAGCCCUCCCCUCUACAUCAGGGAAGGCCAAUUACAGGAAGCAAUCGGAAAGUGAGACGGUGUCAACAACCUCGGAUGAAGACUACGUGCCUAAGUCAAGGGCCACCAAGAAGGAUAAAGCGACGGCGCCUAGGAAAAAAAGGAAGGUGGAAGCUAAAGGAAAGAAAAAGAGAGAGCAGGAAUCUAUUAGGGAAAGGGAUAAGGGAGGGAAGUAUAUCGCCACCACCAAGAAAGAGACCCAAGGAAGGAUCCAAGAAAAGGCAAAGGAGGGAAGCGUGUCUGCAGACAACAAAGAGGCCAAGAUAUUGAAAAGCCAAACGCAGAUGAAGGUGGACAACAGGGAAGAGAGCAUGACACUGGGCCCGGCUAGAUACAUUAAAAUGACGGCGGCGGAAGCGGGUGCACUAGCGAUGGAGUGGCUCGACGAGGUGGAAUCUGGUAGAGCCAAAUCAUCAAACAUACAAGGACGUAUCAGCGGCAUGAUGAGAACCAAUGUCAUCAAAGUAAAGGAUCUAAUAAGAGCCCUAAUCGGUAAGGCGGAAGCGACAGGAGACCCCCUAUAUCUAAGGAUGAGAAACGCGGAACUCUCCAUGCAGAUAAAGUAG
Messenger RNA from Harpegnathos saltator (Jerdon's jumping ant), 1143 nucleotides. Its product is annotated as neurofilament medium polypeptide-like. The record is from RefSeq and is a predicted model, not a curated record. The transcript has a single exon. Lineage: Eukaryota; Metazoa; Arthropoda; Insecta; Hymenoptera; Formicidae. Bases 1 to 1143 code for a protein of 380 amino acids.